Molecule: messenger RNA, 1491 nt
Organism: Aspergillus lentulus
Lineage: Eukaryota; Fungi; Ascomycota; Eurotiomycetes; Eurotiales; Aspergillaceae
Source: RefSeq, a predicted model, not a curated record
AUGUCUUCUCAGCUAAACGACCCCACGCCUAUCCCGGCUCCAUCCUCUUUAUCGUUUACACAAGGGUUCUUGCUGGGUCAGCUCUCCGUCGUCCUUCUCAUUGCUGCCUUCAUCAAGUUCUUCAUCUUCGGCGAAGCACCGCCUCCGCCCUCUCGCGGCCUUUCUCAUCGCUCGGCGACUCAUCGGCGUUCCAAUUCCAUUUACAGCAGUGCACAGCAUGAUGGAAGCACAAGAACCUUGAGAGAAAAGCCAUCUAACUCGAACGUCCUCCGUCCGGUACCGUCCUCCGCGACCAACACCCGCUCCAUCCUGCGAAAGACCUACUACACUGCAAUCCCCACCAAUCCCACUUCGAAACAUGGACGACACAGGAUACACCAUUCUUCACACCAGCCAGAAUCGUUGGACUGGUUCAAUGUUCUCAUAGCUCAAACCAUUGCUCAGUACAGACAAACGGCAUAUCUGCUGAAGGACUCCCCGACAUCAUCCAUCCUCAGCUCGCUAACGGCGGCCCUGAAUAACCCCGAGAAGAAGCCAUCAUUUAUAGAUAAAAUUACUGUGACGGACAUAUCUCUGGGGGAGGAGUUUCCGAUUUUCAGCAAUUGUCGGAUCAUUGCUGUUGAUGACCCAAAUUCUGAUGGUGGACGGCUUCAGGCGCUGAUGGAUGUCGACCUGAGCGAUGACAACCUCUCCAUCGCUAUCGAGACGCAGCUGCUUCUCAAUUAUCCGAAGCCAUGCUCCGCCAUUCUUCCCGUGGCACUCUCCAUUUCCGUUGUCCGCUUUUCCGGGACCCUUUGCAUAUCGCUCGUCCCCGCUUCCACACCUCCACUCGACACCCCCUCCCAUUCUCCAUCUCCCCCUACCGCUGGGACAACAACGAAUGGACGCUCAAAGCGCGAAGAUCAGACGGGUGGAAGUCACUCUCGCGCAGGUGGCUCCUCGGAGGAACCUAGCGGUGAAAAUUCGCCGAAAACCAGCCCAAAGAGCAACGUUGCGUUUUCCUUUCUUCCAGACUAUCGACUUGACCUCUCCGUGCGGUCGUUGAUCGGCUCUCGUAGCAGACUCCAGGACGUCCCUAAAGUCGCUCAGUUAGUUGAAGCCCGUGUUCAUGCAUGGUUUGAGGAGCGUGUUGUCGAACCUCGGGUGCAGGUCGUGGGGCUGCCGGACCUCUGGCCUCGCAUGGGCAGAACAGGCGUACGGACCGGCGAUGAUUCGGAAACGGGCUCUAAUGCGCCGCGGAGUAGCACAGCGGCGGAUGCCAGCGGGUCUGCCCGCCACGAGGACUCGUCUCGCGAACCAGAGGUGCUCAGGUUUGGAUCACUAUUGGGCACACGGCCGCCGUUUGACCUUGCUUCCCGAACGAGCAGCUUCAAUGUUGAAACUGGAGACCUCCGCAGUCGCAGCAUGACACGGGAGGAGAGCAGUGGUAACUUGAGCGAUCAAUUCCACAUGCCUGGCUCUCUGCCAGGAGGUGGUGUAACUACAACUUGA